Messenger RNA from Neodiprion fabricii, 2471 nucleotides. Its product is annotated as protein phosphatase methylesterase 1. Lineage: Eukaryota; Metazoa; Arthropoda; Insecta; Hymenoptera; Diprionidae. The transcript has 9 exons. Bases 153 to 1316 code for a protein of 387 amino acids. The record is from RefSeq and is a predicted model, not a curated record. Gene Ontology annotation, molecular function: protein methylesterase activity. Gene Ontology annotation, biological process: protein demethylation.
AUAUUUGAUAUCUGCAGGAUAAUUUGUCUUGUGUUGAUCACUGUCAUUUGGAUUGGGCUAGAUAUCACGAACGAAACAAUUGAGAUAUCACAUUAAUCCGCGAAUAUCAAUCGAUAAUAACUGGAGAUCAUUGUUGGAAAAGUACGGCGGCGAUGUCUUCACUACAAAAAUCGAUUUUGAAAUCCAAGUUGCCACCGUCAGGCCUUGAUUUCGGUAUGCCUUCUAGAGCCUGCAAAUCAAGAGCCUUUCAACGAAAGCGGGACUACGAUCCUGUCGAGUGGCAUCCAUAUUUUGACGAGUCUAAAGAUGUUAAAAUUCAGGAGAACACGUUCCACAUUUAUACCAAGGGAAAUGAAGGCCCAAUUUUAGUUCUGCUUCAUGGAGGGGGCUUCAGUGCUUUGACAUGGGCGGAGUUUACGAAGUCAAUAAUGACGAUGGUGAUAUGUAAAGUAAUGGCAAUAGAUUUGCGAGGUCAUGGAGAUUCACAUACAACAAACGACGAUGAUCUAUCGUCAGAUUCGUUAGCAUGUGAUGUAGCAGCAAUUAUAGAGGCAACUACUGACAACUCCCCUGUAAUAUUAGUUGGUCACAGCAUGGGAGGCGCUGUAGCAGUUCGCGCGGCUCCAUUGAUUCCAAACAUUGCUGGGAUGGCUGUAAUUGACGUUGUUGAAGGAACAGCUAUGGAUGCUCUCACAUCUAUGCAAAGUUUCCUCAGAUCUCGACCAAGCAGUUUCAGUACUAUACCUCAAGCAAUUGAAUGGUGUAUACGCAGUGGGCAAAUCCGUAAUAUCGAUUCGGCCAAAGUAUCUGUUCCUGGGCAAAUAAAAAAUACGAAAACAGGCAAGUUAGCAACACACGAUAUUCCGUCAGUAUUGGCUUCACAUGACCACUCAAAUAAUGUGGAACCAGUGCCACAGCGGGACGACGCAAUCCCAGAAGAAGAACCUCUGGCCAUGUCACCACCAACAGUCACUUCUCCAACGGCUGCCACUUCCAGCAAUAAAAAUUACACGUGGAGAAUAGAUCUGGGGAAAACGGAACAGCAUUGGUCAGGCUGGUUCCAAGGUUUGUCUGCAGCCUUUCUGAACGUCUUGGCACCCAAAAUGCUGCUACUGGCAGGAGUAGAUAGACUCGACAGGGAACUUACAGUUGGUCAAAUGCAAGGCAAGUUUCAAAUGCAAGUGCUUCCUGCCUGUGGUCAUGCGGUACAUGAGGAUGUUCCAGAUAAAGUGGCGGAAGCUGUAGCAUCAUUUAUGGUCAGGCAUAAAUUUGCUGAACCCGCCUCAGACUUUUCACGAACGCUACCGGCUUAUUAAAUGCAUGCUUGGUGCAGUGCUGUCAACCGGAUCUACGACGACCAAGUAUAUCGAGAUAAAAAAUCGCAAAACAAAACAGAAACAUCAGAAAAGAAUCAUUUUUUUGAAAUUUCAUCUUCUCAAUUGAUCAUAUGUGUAUAGAACCGUAUUAUACGCAUGUAAAUAAAUUUAAAAAACAAGACGAGAUCUGCAUGGAGAUCAUCAAUAUAAUCCUAAUCAAAUAACCAAUAAUACUCGCUUUGAGUGAUAUAUUUGUAAUUUAUUCGCAUUUGUUUAUUUAUUGAUUUAAAAAAAAUCUCAUUCACCAAACUAUUGAUAAUAAGCAUACAUCAAACAGUCGCAUUCAAAUAUUCUUUACACAAGAAAAUACAUCAUGCACACCUAGUGCGUAACUGCAAAAUUGGGUGCAUUGUCAAUGCCCUCAAAUAGAACUUUACUGAAAAUAGGUAGAUUAAUCAAUUAAGGUCUAAUAUUUUCAGUUGAUAAUCUCUUAGAAUAAUUCGCACAAAUUGGUUCAGAAAAACGCCUUAUCAACGGUUGUAAGGUAGUAGAAUAUUUCUACGAAAUUUUGUUGAACCACUCCAACGGGUUGUAUUAUCCGCCGCAUUCUUCAUGGUCGGUCCACUGUUGUCCAGUUUUCAUAGUUCCCGAAAAUCCCGACAGAGCUGCUUUCUAUCGGUUAACAACGGCUAUGAUAUCGGAGUGUCGGUUACCCUCGCAUCACUCUUAUCACACUGACGAAUCUGACCGACCAUGCUAUUUAUCCGACGUAAUAUUAUUGCGCAUGCGCUGUGGGUUCUGUAAAAGCCGUGGCACAUGCGCGAUAACUUACUGCAUUCUAGUUAUCGCUUCCAUGAAAUUUUGUGUGCUUCCACCCUUAUCGCGAAUCGAGAUUCAACCGCAAGAUGGAAAUGUGGUCACCUCCGACAUCCCUCCAACCAAGAUAUUGCUUAUGUUCAGAGCAGACGAUAUUUUUCAAUCGUCUUCUGUUAACAUAACCGCGAUGCCGUGAACUGGUUAUUGAUAGUUAAGUUUUCGCCAUUGCAUCACAUGUAUGUUUACAAUUGUAUCUUGUGCAGUUACCAGUGACUGUGUUGAACAAAAAAAAAAAAAAUCUAAAUAUACUAAAAAUCAGAAGCAAAAAUGGACCGUUAA